UACGUCCCUGCUACACGUGACCCUCUCAAGUCUCAAGUCUCAUUCUAUUCUUUUCUUUUUACCCUUUCUCUCUUCCCUCCCUUCACUCAUCAAUAGCCAUAACCAGAUCUCAUCUCACCAUUCAUGAAUCCCCACCUCCAUGUCUCCUCCAUUUCCGUUUUCUACCUUUUCUUCUUCUUCAGCUUCUUCUGCACACCAACAACUUCCCACACGGCUUGCUCAUCCACAAAAACACCAUGCCCUCCAUUCGCUUCCACCCUACCCUUACCGUUCCCAUUCUCCUCUUCCCCAGGCUGCGGCCACCCUUCCUUCCAACUCCGCUGCUCCACCCCCCACUCCUUCAUCUCCAUCAACAACCUAACCUUCUCCAUCCUCACCUACAAACCCAACACUUCCUCCAUUAUCCUCUCCCCUCACAACAACAAUACAUCAUGCCCUUCAACCCACUUCCUCUCCAUUCCCAACCAACCCAUUAACCUCUCCGCCUCUCCUUUCAGAGUCCUAGACGCUUCAUGUGCCCGCCUAUUCUUCCUCCACCCAUGUUCCCCUCCAACAAACUGUAACCGCUGCUCUUGGCAAUGCAACCUCAUCAAAAACCCGAACCUGCUCCUCCCUGACUGCGGAUCCAUGCAUCGCUCAGCUUCGGACUCCGAACCUACCUGCCAAACCGACCCCUUAGGAUAUCUCGACAAGAUGCUAUCUUUCUCCGGGAUCGAACUCCAAUGGGACCAAGCUCAAGACCCUUACUUCACCAGCUGCAAACAAUGCCGAGGCUUCUGCGGAUUCAAUACUUCCGACCCCAACAAGAACUUCAUCUGCUUCCAUUCUGAGUCCACCAUCUCGCCGCCGUGGAUCCCCAAGGGCAAGUUCAUCAAGGCCAACAGAACCGCUGUGUUGACCCUCGCUGUUGCGUUGACCACACUGUUAAUCGUUGUGUCAAUUGUUGCGUUUAUCAAGAGGAAUGCUGGUGCGUGGAAACAGCCAUUCUCAGAGGAAGAUCCAACCGCCGUGUUCCUCCGCAACAACCGCAGCCUCCUCCCUCCGGUAUUCACCUACGAGGAGCUUGAGUCCUCCACGAAUGGAUUUGACCCCAAGCGCAAGAUCGGCGACGGCGGGUUCGGCUCCGUCUACCUCGGCCAACUCCGCGACGGGAGAUUCGUCGCCGUGAAACAUCUCCACCAACACCACAACGCCGCUGCCGGAAAAGCGUUCUCCUCCAAGUCCUUCUGCAACGAGAUCCUCAUCCUCUCUAGCAUAAACCACCCCAACCUCGUGAAGCUCCAUGGCUACUGCAGUGACCCAAAAGGGUUGCUUCUGGUCUACGACUACGUCCCUAACGGCACCCUCGCCGACCAUCUCCAUGGCCGUAAUAACAGAAAACUACAUCUAAAAUGGCAGGUAAGGUUGGAGAUGGCGCUGCAAAUUGCAAUGGCAAUGGAGUACCUUCACUUUGCGGUGAUGCCGCCGGUGGUUCAUAGGGAUAUAACUACUUCCAAUAUCUUUGUGGAGAAGGAUAUGAGGGUGAAGGUCGGUGACUUUGGUCUCUCGAGGCUUCUGGUGUUGCAAGAUAAAACGGCGUCGUCGGCUGGCUCAACGACAACGACCGGGAACAACGGGUGCGUGUGGACGGGGCCGCAAGGUACGCCAGGGUAUUUGGACCCGGACUACCACCGGUCAUUCCGGUUAACCGAGAAGAGUGACGUGUACAGUUUUGGCGUUGUGCUUCUUGAACUGAUUUCGGGGCUGAGGGCGGUGGAUGCAAAGAGGGACAAGAGAGAGAUGGCGCUAGCAGACAUGGUGGUUUCGAGGAUCCAAAUGGGACAGCUUGACGAGGUGGUGGACCCCGUUCUUGCGGCGGAUAAGAAGGCCGUGGGUGACGCUGUUGCGGCCGUGGCGGAGCUGGCGUUCCGAUGCGUGGCGGCGGAGAAGGAUGACCGGCCCGAUUCGAAGGAGGUUGUGCAGGAGCUAAGAAGAGUGAGAGGCCGUGCUGACGUGGCAAGGGAGUGAGUGGGGACUUGUGGUUGUGGGCACAUGUGGAAGGUUUGACUCUUUUGAUGGAAGGUGACCGUUUUUGAAUGGCUAUGAUGAUAUGAACAUUAUUAAAUUAUUAAUUUUAGUUGUUGCCACGUCAUAGUUGGACUCCUAAGUCACACGCACGAGGGUCUUGUUUGACCUUGUUUAAUAUGACGCUUCCAUUGCUUGUGGUAAGUGGUAACAUAUGGGGGAAAAUGUCAGAAUGACUCCGUACGGGUACGGCUAGGGUUUUGGUUUGGGGAUUUAAGAUUUAAACUUGGUAAAGGUUGUUGGAGUUAUUGGACUGAAGAACGAGUGGCACACAUUCACUUCUUAGGCUUAUAUUCAUGGUAAAUAUACUCAUUAGCUUGUACUAAUGUAUAACUCUUGAAAUACUUGUAGAUCAAUCUUCGUUUCUUUCUUGAAUGAAGUAAUGAACUAUAUUUAUAGGAUAA
Molecule: messenger RNA, 2468 nt
Organism: Arachis duranensis
Lineage: Eukaryota; Viridiplantae; Streptophyta; Magnoliopsida; Fabales; Fabaceae
Product: LEAF RUST 10 DISEASE-RESISTANCE LOCUS RECEPTOR-LIKE PROTEIN KINASE-like 1.5
Exons: 2
Coding region: 124-2007 (627 amino acids)
Biological process (GO): protein phosphorylation
Molecular function (GO): protein kinase activity; ATP binding
Source: RefSeq, a predicted model, not a curated record